AUGUCCUCCCUCACCCCCGAUCAGAUCAAAACCCUCGAGCAAUCGCGUCAACGCCUCGUGCAAUUGACGCAUUCCCUGGCCUCGUUGAUCACCAGUUUGAACCAGAGUGAUCCCCUGCCUUCAUGGACCUCCCUCCAAUCCCAAGCAACAAUCAUCAGCAACAAUCUCCUCACCAUCUCCGACCACCUCUCGGACAACCGCGACCUCCUCGCCACCCUCGUCGCCUACCCGGCCCCCUCCUACCCCUCGCGCAACCCGGCCAACACCGUCGCCCUCGAGCAGCUGCUGCGCACCAAACUCGAUCCGCGGGUCGAGGACUGGGUCGCGCGCGGCCGGAAGGCCGGUGGGUCGCUGGCGUCUGCCUCGCCUCCGUUCGUGCCGGGCAGUGCGGGGAAUGACUAUGGGGGCGGUGCAGCACCGGGGGCUGACGGGAAUGGUAAAGGGCUGGAUGAUCUGGGCGCGCUCGCCGAGCUGUGGGAUUGGGCGCCGGUGGAGGCGAACCAGGAGGCGCGGCGGAGGAAUUGGGGCGGGAACUUUACGUUGGAGGAGCGGGAGCAAGGCGUGGGGAACGUGGUGACGGGGUUGAGGCGUGUGUUGGAUGAUGAUGACAGUGAAAGUGAGGAGGAGGGGGAGAGUGGGGAGGAGGAAGGGGAGGGGGAGCCGGAUGAGAUGGAGGUCGUUGGGGUGAGGAGGAAGUCUGGGGUGGGACAGGGGUUGGAGUUUGAUAUUGCGCCGGUUUCUGCUUCUGCUGCUUCUGGCCCGGGGCAUGCUGGGCAGCAGAAGGUUGUGGCGCCGGUUGUGCCGUUGGAUGAGAUUUUGCGGUUUAUGACCGUUGGGAUUAUGCCGAGUCAGAGGUGA
This is a messenger RNA of Aspergillus aculeatus ATCC 16872, 858 nucleotides long. RefSeq names its product RNA polymerase II mediator complex subunit MED8 (gene med8). Gene Ontology annotation, molecular function: transcription coregulator activity; RNA polymerase II cis-regulatory region sequence-specific DNA binding. Gene Ontology annotation, biological process: regulation of transcription by RNA polymerase II. NCBI's taxonomy places the organism in Eukaryota, Fungi, Ascomycota, Eurotiomycetes, Eurotiales, Aspergillaceae. The record is from RefSeq and is a predicted model, not a curated record. The transcript is spliced from 2 exons. Gene Ontology annotation, cellular component: mediator complex; core mediator complex. Bases 1 to 858 code for a protein of 285 amino acids.